Molecule: messenger RNA, 3105 nt
Organism: Marasmius oreades (fairy-ring Marasmius)
Lineage: Eukaryota; Fungi; Basidiomycota; Agaricomycetes; Agaricales; Marasmiaceae
Exons: 5
Coding region: 274-3105 (943 amino acids)
Source: RefSeq, a predicted model, not a curated record
GAACUUCGUUGUAUUCAUUCCAUCACCAUCGCCCUCGACCCUCUCGACAAUUUUGACGUUUUCGGUUCAAUUUCUAGUUUGGAUUUUCCGUCUCUCUUGUCAUCUAUGCCUGUCUCUGGAUUGCCGGGCUGUUGUUUUAGAUCUGUGAACCGAUUCAUGCUGGCCUUCAACGUUUCAACUGUGCUGCCUCGUGCGGCUGUACUUUACCAAACACGUGUUUGGCGCACCCUCGACCUCUACCCACCACCAUCCAGCUCGCAAUAGGUGUUGUCUAUGUCCGUGUCGUCCCAAAAAUACUCUUUCCAGGCUGGAAAUCAACAUAUAUUAAACGGAGCCCGCGACACCAGGAUAGGCGAGGCGGUAUUCAAUAACGUCGGUGGUGAUCAGUUCAAUCAGAAUCUUUAUACAGGAAAUCCACUUUGGGAAGCGAUUGCAGACGUCGGAGCGUCUCAUAAUUCGGAACAACAGGUUGACCGGGACGGUUGUCUCCCUGGAACUCGUGAAGCAGUUCUCGAACUGAUUCGACAAUGGAGAGUUUCCGGGUCCAGGAGUAUGCCGGUUUGUUGGCUUUCUGGCGCUGCGGGAGUAGGAAAGUCAGCCAUAGCAUUGACUAUUGCCGAAGAAUGCGAGGAAGAUCAUGGUCUGGUGGCCUCGUUCUUCUUUUUCAGAUCGGACCCCAAGCGAAACAACGCCUCCUCCCUCAUUCUAUCUAUCGCACAUGGUCUUGUAGUUACGAGACCGCAUUUGAAACCACUUGUUGACCAGAGGAUUUCCGCAGACCCCCGGAUCCUUAAGGCUCAGUUGGAAGAUCAAUACAAGAAACUGAUUCUACAAAACCUGGAUCAUCCUCCUCCUUCAUCUGCUGAUAGGGUCCCCAACGUGGUCAUCAUUGAUGGUCUCGAUGAAUGUGGUAAUGCUGCUAUGCAGCGCCGUGUCCUUUCCAUCAUAUUUUCCACAUAUCAACAACCAUUCCAUCACCCCUUGCGAUUCCUCAUAUGCAGCCGUCCCGAAUCCUGGAUCCGAGAAGAAUUUAUGCAGUUCAGUGGAUUGACCAAACAUAUCAAACUGGAUGAUUCGUUUCGCCCCCGGUACGACAUCGAACUUUACCUCAAUCAGCAGUUCCUGGAGAUCCGCAGAGACCUCAAAUAUUCACAAAUCGUAUUCCCAGACCCGUGGCCAUCUCCUUAUCAUUUUCGGUUGCUGGUUGACAAAUCUGAUGGUCAAUUCAUUUUUGCAAAGACUACCACCAUGUUCAUCAAGGCGGACUACUCACUUCCAACUGACCAGCUUUGCAUCGUCAUCGAUACCAUAACCCACCAGUCCUCUGAUUCCUCGAGAGAGUCACCUCUCGACGAUCUUGACAAACUCUAUCUCAUGAUAUUGCGUGCCAACCCUGACCGCGAUAAGCGACUGCUCCCCAUUCUCGCAAUGAUCGUCGUAAUUCAAGAAACAUCUCCUGCAUUUAUCGAACUCGUGCUCGGACUGUCUCAUGGCACGGUUGCUCUGACAUUAUGUGCGAUGCACUCGGUGCUAGAUGUCCGCGAUCGGGACAAUAACAUCAAGGUUUACCACAAAUCCUUCAUUGAUUUCCUCCACGAUCAGGCACGGUCGAGGGAGUUUUUUAUCGACAAGUCGACGUGGUGGGACUUUCUGGCCUGUCGGUGGACUAGGGUUCUGACUGAGCAGUUGAGAAAGGAUCCUGAGCUGCUAAGACACGAGAAUUUAUCUCAUUCUUUAGGGACGUUGGUAGAACGCUGGAAUAAGUUCCUUGACCGAGUGGCUGGCCGUAUGAGUAGUGCACUGAUAUCGGAUGUGGAUGCUUUCUACCACGUGGUUUUGUCCAUUUCCGCGGAGUUAGUGGGUCACGAGGUGCUCCUUCGCAUACUUGGGGCAACUCUACUGCUUCCACCUGUUUCAUGCUUUUCCAAGCUCGUGCAACUGUUGCUUGGGCUUAGCGAAGAGGUUUUACAUCAGGCACUGCGAUCAAUGGACGAAAUGACUAGGAUUUCCGAUGUGAGAAAACCGCACACCACAUAUCAGCAUUCCACCUUCCGGGACUUCCUCUUUGACCGUUCCCGGUCAAGGAGAUUUUUCAUUGACAAAGGCUCUUGGAGCAACUUUCUUGCCCUGCGUUCCCUCUUUCUGUUGCAGAUGAAUGAUGGCCACGCCGGUGAAGGCUAUCGUCUGUCGAACAUUUUACUCGACAAUUGGGCUCACAUCUGCAUUGUUGUCGACAAUCCUACAGAGAAAUUGAUGUCCGGACUUUACCGUAUGGAUUUGGGUGCCGUCUUCGCAAAGUUUCUCAACUACAGUAUGGGUAGCCUGUUCUGUAAAUUUGAAACCAUUUCAACCUGGCUAGAAUCUAAAGUCCUGCAUCCUGUCAAGUCUAUACCAAGGUUAACCUGUUUUCAGACCGACAGUGUAGCCCCGCCCGAUCUUAUUGAUCGCUUCAGAAAUGUCCAAGGAGCAUUUCACAUUCGAAGCACGAGGCAGGAUGUUGAAUCUGGACGCCACCAUAACGUCAUCACCAUGAUCAUCCUUUCCAUCGUCGAAUGGACCGGGUCCGAUCGGGUAUGCACCUCAUUGAUAAUGAGAGAUUUUGUGGACCACCGGUCCAAGAGUUUCCGUGCAUCGGUAACGGCCCAACUCUCAGCCGAGUUUUGCGGGUGCUCGGACUCCGCAUUUAAUUCUGACUGCGUUUCAGCCCCGAUUCCUGGUAAAACAGACCUGUAUCACAUCAAUAUUCCAGCUGGUUGCGCUCAAAUUUUCAAAACAUUUGUAUCCUGUUUGCAGGCAUACAAAUCACGAAAUUUCACCCACAAGGAGUACUGCAAUCUCGCCGACGACCUACUAGUGUGGUGUCCAACGCUGGUGACACGAUGUCUUCCCCUAGUACCCGAUAUCCUUUCCCGUUUUCAGACGGUUUUGGAUAUUGCUAAGACAUUGGGACGAGGAGAUGACUAUCGCCUGUGGAAGGGAUACAGCUGUAUAAGGCUCUCCCAAAACAAGCUGCUAUUUUGGCUCAAGAAUUUCCCUGCCGAUUGCGCCAACGAAGUUGAAACUGUCAGGAACAAUCUCCUGACCCUAAUGCCACUUAAUGAAUGA